Molecule: messenger RNA, 1551 nt
Organism: Cricetulus griseus (Chinese hamster)
Lineage: Eukaryota; Metazoa; Chordata; Mammalia; Rodentia; Cricetidae
Source: RefSeq, a predicted model, not a curated record
GUUGCUGCUGUGCUUGGGCAUGACAGCGGCGCUGGCCCGGGGCUGCCUGCACUGCGACCCCAAUUUCUUACCGAAGUUCUCCUUCUACCGCCACCACGUGAACCUCAAGUCCUGGUGGGUGGGUGACAUCCCCGUGUCGGGAGUGCUGCUCACCGAGUGGAGCCAGAACACGAUGAAGGAGCUACACCUGGCCAUCCCCGCCGAGAUCACCCGGGAGAAGCUGGAGCAAGUGGCAGGAGCAGUGUACCAGAGGAUGGACCAGCUGUACCAGGGGAAGAUGUACUUUCCAGGGUAUUUCCCCAAUGAGCUGCGGGCCAUCUUCCGGGAGCAAGUGCGCCUCCUCCAGAACGCCAUCAUAGAGAGCCGCAUCGACUGUCAGCGUCACUGUGGUAUCUUCCAGUACCAGACCAUCUCCUGCAUCAACUGCACAGACUCGCAUGUGGUCUGCUUUGGCUACUACUGCAAGUCAUCGGCACAGUGGGAAUCAGCUGUACAGGGCCUUCUGAGUUACAUAAAUACCUGGCACAACUUACAGAGGCCCAGGAGGACCUCAUCCCCACCCCAGGCUCUCCAAGCUCAGUGGAAGGGGGCACACCAUCCUGGCUGAAGGGUCUUCAUGAAGCCUAGGGCUACCCUGAGUUGUGGCAGAUCUGGAGGGUCUAAUUGGUGCCUCAUUCUAUUUCAGACAGGAUAUAGGCUCGAGGUAAGAGGCCUUCCAUAGGGGAGGACUAGGAGUUGGGGUGCGGGGGGUGAGGUCUUUGGGUCAGUGAAAGUGGGAGGGCAUGCUGGGCAGGGCUGUGUGCCUGCGGGAACACUAGACAUCUGUAAUCACACCCCCGUAUGGCCACUGCGUGAACCGUGCUGUCCUCCUCCUCUGUGGCCUGACUUUGGAUGUGCAGAACCACCCCAGCCUUGUGAGUGACCUGGGGAACAAUGCUAUGAAGCAGCAGCAGGUGGCCGGGGGUGGUGUUGGUACAGAACUCCAAAGCCAAGCAGCCUCUUUGCCACAGAGCCCCCAUGCUCUAUUAAGGCCUUCCGUUGUGGGUGUUGGGGAGGGUGGAUGGCCCCACCUGGCACUUGAGAACAAGCAGGGAUACCUGUAAUCCCAGCCUUCUAGGAGGCUUCUGAGGCAUGAGGGUCAGCCCGGGCUAGAUUAAUGGGUCAUGGAAGGCAGCCUGGAAAGGGGGGCAGGAGGGCAUGAGCAGACAAAUGGGCUUAGGGCACUUCUGCCCUCCUCCUCCCCCAAAGUCUUUCACCGAGAAUAAGGUGUCUGGAACCGCAGCACCUGGCUAACCUGACCUUGGAAAGCGCCUCUGAGUGUCUGACCCAGCACUGACAGCGGCUGCUCGCCCCCAGCCUCGGUGGGGGCCAGGACUCAACUGCACUGUUGUAGCCUGUUCCUCUGGAAGAGACUAGCCAUUGCCUGCCUCGGGUCAUCCCAUGCCAGGCUGGGCCGGGGCAGGGAGAUGGGCUUGUGUAUAAAUAUCGGGGCCCCCAGGCAGGACCCCCCAGAGAUACUUUUGAUUAAAGUGCCCUGAUAUUUCUCAUGAA